UCGGGCACGGCCUAUCUCGUCCGUCUGCUCCGCCCACCUUGGUUAUAUGUACAAGAAUGAGACCUGACGUGUCCGUAGAGCACAUUGCAUCGCCAACUUUGCCCGAGCGCAGUCCAUUACUGUCAUUACAUCUCCCGCAGCUGUCGUCCCGAUCGAACGUGAAACGAUAAACCAGAAACAAACAUGGCAAUGUCUGAUUUUCGUCGCAACAAAUUGAUUUACGUCUUCAAGACUUUUUUCGACGUGGACAACAGUGGUGCUAUUGAUCAACAAGAUUUCCGCCUGGCAGCCGAGCGCACAUGUCGGGUGCACGGUUGGAGUGUGAACGAGGGCAGGGGCGCCCAAGUUCUUCAGCGGCUUCUAGACGUCUGGGAGGCCCUUAAACGAGCCGAUUCCAACAGCGAUGGUUCCGUUGAUCAAAAUGAGUGGUGCACCAUGUGGGAGACGUACGCCAAGGGUGGCAACGAUUCACAGGAGUGGCAGGAUAAGUACAGAGACUUCUAUUUCAGCAUCAUGGAUACCUCAGGUGAAGGAACAAUCGAAUUAGAGGAAUUUGCUGCCGUUAACAAGCGUGGCGAUGUUUCAGACAGUGACUGCUCCGAAGCCUUCAAGUUAUUGACGAAGAACAAUUCAUCUGUCAUGGAUUCGUCUACGUUCGCACAACUAUGGAAGGAAUUCUUCACUUCGGACGAUCCUUCAGCCCCUGGCAAUUUUAUUUAUGGGAAAUUGAAAUUCUAGAAGUGAUGAUUGUUUGGUAUAUCUUUAUAGUUUUAACAUUCCAAUUAUGGAGAAACUGAACAAAUUCAGUGAAAUAUAGGGGGACAUCUGCAA
Molecule: messenger RNA, 831 nt
Organism: Daphnia carinata
Lineage: Eukaryota; Metazoa; Arthropoda; Branchiopoda; Diplostraca; Daphniidae
Gene: Scp2
Product: calexcitin-2-like
Exons: 7
Coding region: 184-738 (184 amino acids)
Molecular function (GO): calcium ion binding
Source: RefSeq, a predicted model, not a curated record